Messenger RNA from Papaver somniferum (opium poppy), 768 nucleotides. RefSeq names its product ribulose bisphosphate carboxylase small chain 1, chloroplastic-like. The record is from RefSeq and is a predicted model, not a curated record. Lineage: Eukaryota; Viridiplantae; Streptophyta; Magnoliopsida; Ranunculales; Papaveraceae. The transcript has a single exon. Bases 39 to 587 code for a protein of 182 amino acids.
GCACAGAAGCAAGAAAGAAGUAGAGUGAAAAGAAAAAAAUGGCUUCUUCAAUGAUUUCUUCUGCUGCAGUCGCCUCCGUAAGGAGCUCCGCUCCCACUCAAGCUACCAUGGUUGCACCAUUCAGCGGUUUGAAAUCCGUUUCUGCAUUCCCCGUCACCCACAAAUCAGCCGACAUCACCUCCAUCUCCAGCAACGGAGGAAGAGUUAACUGCAUGCAGGUAUGGCCACCAACUGGUUUGAAGAAGUUUGAGACCCUCUCAUACCUUCCUCCAUUGACCGUCGAGCAAUUAUCAAAGGAAGUCGACUACCUUCUCCGUAAUGGUUGGGUUCCCUGUUUGGAAUUCGACGCCAGAGGAUUCGUGUACAGAGAACACGGUAACACCCCUGGAUACUAUGAUGGCCGUUACUGGACAAUGUGGAAGCUACCCAUGUUCGGUUGUACCGACGCUUCCCAGGUUGUCAAGGAGCUAGAGGAGGCCAAGGCUGCAUACCCAGACUCUUUCAUCAGAAUCAUCGGGUUCGAUAACGUGCGUCAAGUACAAUGUGUUAGUUUCAUCGCAUACAAGCCCGAGAGUACCAGCUACUGAAAACCUUUGAUGGAUUAGUUCAUUUCUGUGUUUUUUGUUUUGUUUUGUUUUGUUUUUCCUUAAUUCAGUUUUGAAUCAUAUGAUUCGUAUCUUUAAUUGGAUUUGAGUGUAUGACAACGCUAUCGUCUAAUCAUGUGUAUGAUAAUAAUCUGUUUGUUAUAAUGAAACUUAUCCUAAAUAA